Molecule: messenger RNA, 313 nt
Organism: Acaulospora morrowiae
Lineage: Eukaryota; Fungi; Glomeromycota; Glomeromycetes; Diversisporales; Acaulosporaceae
Source: the annotation of a GenBank genome assembly
UCCAGUCUUCUUGCGACGACUGCGACGAAGGUUAAGUCUUGCGAUGGACAGAGAAAUGGCAAAAAGAACACGCCUCCUAGAUAUGGAUACCAUAACAACGAGGAGCAAAAAGGUCAUCAGAGAAGUGGCAAAAAGAACACAUCUAGUUGUGGUCAACCGCAAUCGUCAAAAAGAAUAUUGCGGAGGAUAUUCCAGUAUAGAAAACAGUACUUGUCUGAUGAUCUUUUAGCUUUCCAAAUUUUUGAGAGGUCUGAGCUUCGGUUAAUAAUCGUAUUGAGACUUUUGACAAGUAUAUCCGAUGCGAUGCCUUUCU